Messenger RNA from Teleopsis dalmanni, 2338 nucleotides. It is a transcript of the gene Mer, whose product is annotated as moesin/ezrin/radixin homolog 2. The record is from RefSeq and is a predicted model, not a curated record. Gene Ontology annotation, biological process: regulation of organelle assembly; regulation of gliogenesis; regulation of cell shape. The coding region runs from base 426 to 2276 and encodes 616 amino acids. Gene Ontology annotation, molecular function: cell adhesion molecule binding; actin binding. NCBI's taxonomy places the organism in Eukaryota, Metazoa, Arthropoda, Insecta, Diptera, Diopsidae. The transcript has 5 exons. Gene Ontology annotation, cellular component: apical part of cell; adherens junction; cytoskeleton.
CACUAAUAUCUUUAUUGCUCUCAUUGCCGCUAAAAAUAAUUUCAAGAGUAAGAUGUUUACCAAAUUGAGGUUCGAUUGUUAUCUGAAUACGGAUCUAAAGAGGUGAAGUUAAAAAGAAUCGUGUGACUUGAUAUAAUAUUUUGAUCAUCUUUCGCAAUCAAGAUUUUGUUCUCUAUAAGAUUUUUUGUGUUUCUACUUUUCUGUCACCAAUAAUCUAUGUGAACUGUUCCCAAGUAAUGUUUUGUUUUGACAUAAAGUCUCAAUAAAAAUAAAGCAAGUGCUUAAAUACCAACAACAGUGCUUAUGGAUAAUCUUGCAACUAUUUUAAAAUAUUAAAAGUGAAAUAUUUUGUUUACAAUUGAUAACUGUAGCACUUUAUUUUUUAUAUGAUAUGAACAGCAAAAACAAUAAAAUAAUUGCGUGCAAUGAGUCCAUUUCGUGUUAGAAAAACAUCACUACCAAUUAAAGUUAUUACAUUUGAGUCGGAACUUGAGUUUAAUAUUGAAAAGACUGCUACUGGACAAAAUCUUUUUGAUUUAGUAUGUCGAACAACCGGCCUUCGUGAAUCAUGGUAUUUUGGUUUACAAUAUGUUGAUUUUAAUGAAAAUGUCUCUUGGCUAAAAAUGGAAAAGAAGGUCAAAGAUCAACGUAUUCAGCUACAGACGAAUGGCGUAUAUGUAUUUAGUUUUUAUGCAAAGUAUUUUCCUGAGAAUGUUAGCGAGGAACUUAUCCAAGAAAUAACUCAACACUUAUUCUUUCUGCAAGUAAAACGGAGUAUAUUGUCAAUGGACAUUUACUGCAGACCCGAAGCAUCUGUAUUGCUUGCUUCCUAUGCUGUACAUGUUCAGUAUGGACCAUAUGAUUAUGAAACUUACAAAGACGGAAUGCUAUCUGGAGCGGAUUUAUUACCAAAAAAUGUUAUUAGUCAAUAUCAAAUGACUCCAGAAAUGUGGGAAGAACGAAUAAAAACUUGGUACAUGGACCAUGAACCAAUGUCACGCGACGAAGUCGAAAUGGAGUAUUUAAAAAUAGCUCAAGAUUUGGAUAUGUAUGGAGUGAACUAUUUUCCCAUUACUAAUAAGAAUAAAACUGAAUUAUGGCUUGGAGUCACUGCUGUGGGGUUGAACAUAUAUGACUAUAAUAACAAAUUAUCUCCAAAAACAACAUUUCAGUGGAAUGAGAUACGGCAUGUAAGCUUUGACGACAAGAAAUUUAUAAUACGUUUAGUAGAUGUCAAAUCAUCGAGUUUUAUAUUUUAUUCUCACGACUUACACAUAAACAAAAUGAUUUUAGAUUUGUGUAAAGGCAAUCAUGACUUAUAUAUGCGACGUCGCAAACCCGAUUCAAUGGAAAUACAGCAAAUGAAAUCACAAUCCAAGGAAGAGAAGCAUCGACGUCAAAUCGAACGUAAAAAAUUCAUUAGGGAGAAAAAACUUCGCGAAAAAUCGGAACAAAUGAGAUUCGAUUUAGAAAAGAGACUAGAAGUAUUGCAGGAUGAAAUGAGAAUGCAGGGUGAUGCUUUGCGCCGAUCUGAAGAAACGAAAGACCUUUAUUUUGAGAAAAGCCGUGUAAAUGAAGAACAAAUGCAGCUAACAGAAUGUAAAGCUAAUCAUUUUAAAACAGAAAUGGAUCGUCUGCGUGACCGCCAAUUAAAAAUUGAACACGAAAAAAAUGAACUAGAAAAAAAAAUUAGAGACGCCGAUUACUUUGUACAUCGGUUAACAGUUGAAAAAGUUAAACGCGAAGCAGAAGCAGAAAAACUUAAAAAGGAACUUAUUUGUGCUAAAUUGGCAGAGAGGGAAGCAACUGCGCGAUUAUUGCAAUUUCUUAAUGGAAGCAAAACUUCUGCUGAUAGUAUGCUGACAUGUUCAUUGUCUACAUCUAAUAACACACAGUCAAUUAAAAGUAACUCAACUGCAAGUUCGGAAACUACCGAAGCUGUAGAGUUAACAAUUGACCUUCUGGGAGAGAGUUCAACAGAUGAUCAAAUUAAUGACGAAUUCGAACCGAAGGAGUUUAUACUUACUGAAAAUGAAAUAGAGCAUAUUUCGAAUGAAUUAGCACGAAUUGAAUAUUUGAAAAAAACCAAGCAAAUGCAAAACCAGUUGCAAACAUUACGUUCCGAAAUUGAGCUUCUUAAGAUCGAAGAAAAUCAGAGCAAUCUUGACGUUCUAAGUGAAGCUCAAAUCAAAGCAGGUGAAACUAAAUACUCAACACUAAAAAAAUUGAAAUCGGGCUCAACUAAAGCGAGAGUAGCUUUUUUUGAAGAACUAUAGUGUAAUAUUCUUUAAAUUAUUUCUGAAUAAAAUAUUCAAUGUUUUCGAAAAUACUACUGAGA